Messenger RNA from Rubroshorea leprosula, 803 nucleotides. Lineage: Eukaryota; Viridiplantae; Streptophyta; Magnoliopsida; Malvales; Dipterocarpaceae. The record is from the annotation of a GenBank genome assembly.
CCUUGCAGACUCGCAACCCCCACCAACCUUUCACCCUAGUAAGCCCUAGCUUGUGCCUAAUGCCUCUUCACCGAAAAAUCAGGUAGUGAGACUUGAGAUGGAGGGAACCGAGGGGAGUGAUGAGCUAGAGAGCUAGCCUCUUGUCUUUUGGAGUAAGGCCACUAAACAAAAAAAAAAAAAAAAUUUUUCGACAUAGCCUUUGGACCAUAGAGCAUUCUUUUGUAGAUUAGAUUUCCCCUUGGAGAUAGUAAUGGCUAUAUUGAUGGACUUGUAUAAGUUUUUGUAUACUCUUGGCCUAGCAAAGCUUUGGAUCUUGAAAGUCAAAUUUUAUUUUAAGAUAUUGAUCUUAGUUAUGGAUUGCUAGUUGUGAAUUAAGCAAGUUUGAGCCUUGUGGAUUUGUAAAAUCCUCAUAGGUGUACGGCAUUUGUUUUGCUCUUAGUUCUAGGGCAUGACACAUGAUGUGGGUGAGGUUGUGGAUUUGACAAAGAGAUUGCUAACUUGGCAAAGAUGAUGAUGAGAUGCAACUGAUUUGUGGAUAAAGUAAUUAAAUUCAUUGUCAUGUUUAUUUAAUUGUCAUGUACUAAUACCUCUUUUUUUUCAUAUAUUUAAUGUCUUUAUUUUAUUAUUCAAUUAAAGAUGACAGAUAAUCAUCAUUGGAUGUAUAGACAACAAGGUCCUCGUGGAGAUUGCAAUGAUGAAUUCUUUAAUGGAUUGGAGUAAUCUUUUGAUUUUGUAUAUAGUCAUCUUGGUGCCAACUCGAAUGCCAAAAUUCACUACCCUUGUAGUAAACGUAAGAAUUUACC